This is a messenger RNA of Hyaena hyaena (striped hyena), 1988 nucleotides long. RefSeq names its product armadillo repeat containing X-linked 6 (gene ARMCX6). The record is from RefSeq and is a predicted model, not a curated record. Gene Ontology annotation, cellular component: mitochondrion. Lineage: Eukaryota; Metazoa; Chordata; Mammalia; Carnivora; Hyaenidae. The transcript is spliced from 3 exons. The coding region runs from base 357 to 1259 and encodes 300 amino acids.
UCCUGCUAGUCGCCUCCGUCUGGGUACCAGCCCCCUAUUACUCUGCAGGCGUGUGGAGGAAGAAGGAAACUAGCCCCAGACCACGAGUUCUCCAAAGCCGGCUGUCUGUCUUUCCAUCCGUCCUUCUGUCAGACUGUCCAUCAAUCUCUGUGGAAGGAGCACUGACAACAGAAGACAAGGGAAGAAGGAAUUUACAUGACUUUUGUAGAGAUUCAUCACAAGAGAGCUACAGGAACCUGAGAGAGGCAGAAGAGGACUACGCUCCACCAUUUCUCACGCUGGCCCUAAGCAUCCUCUUCAGUUAGGUGGAACAAGGCCCUCACCCAUCCUACCCAAAGGCUGGCACAGACUUGAGCAUGGGCCGGGCUCGGGAAGUGGGUUGGAUGGCAGCAGGACUAAUGAUUGGGGCUGGUGCCUGCUACUGUGUUUACAAACUAACAAUAGGAAGAGAUGACAGUGACAAGUUGGAGGAGGAGGAAGAGGAAUGGGACGAUGACCAAGAGCUGGAUGAGGAGGAACCUGAGAUUUGGUUUGAUUUCACAACUAUGGCUCGGCCCUGGAGUGAGGAUGGGGAUUGGACUGAACCUGGGGCCCCUGGAGGCACUGAGGACAGGCUCUCAGGUGGGGGCAAGGUGAAUCGAACACAUCCAGUAAAACAGCGCCCAUUCCCCUAUGAACAUAAAAAUGCUUGGAGUAACCAAAGCUUUAGAAAUAUCAGUUGUGUUCGUGACCUCUCCAAGUGUCGUUCCAUUCAGGGGAAAAUGUGGUUUGCUCAGCCCAAGGAUGCCAGUUUUUCAUUUAGCCAAGAUAUCAAUAGUCAUUUGGCCAGCCUCUGCAUUGUUGGAAACACGAUCCCCACUCCCGACCCUGCUAUUAAGGAGAAAGCUUUAUGUGCUCUGGAUAACUUGAAUGCAAGUAUUGAAAAUCAGGGCCAGAUUAAGAUGUACAUCAAUGAAGUGUGUCGGGAAACUGUGUCACAUUGCUGCAAGUCAUUUCUGCAGCAGGCCGGAUUAAAUUUGUUAAUAAGCAUGACCAUUAUUAAUAACAUGCUUGCCAAGUCCGUUUCAGACUUGAAGUUUCCUUUGAUAGCAGAGGGAAGUGGAUGUGCUGAGCUUCAGGUUUUGAAACUGGUGAUGGGUUUGUCUGAAAAGCCAGUCUUGGCAGGGGAAUUGCUGGAUGCCCAAAUGCUGCUCUCCUUCAUGUCCCUCUUCAUGAGGAACGGAAACACACAGGUUCUCCUGGACACCCUGGCCUCUUAAAUGGCUAUCUCAAACAGAAUGGAACUGAAUCUGCCCAAGACCCUUCUGAUGAACACACACUUGUGUUUUCAUUCAAAGAACCUGCAGUGGGUGCUGUUGAAGAUCCAGCCUUAACCCAUCACCACAUCAUGGGGUGAAAGUUACACUUGCUAAAUUGAGGACCACACUCUUAUUGGCCAGGCAGGGGAUCCUAUUUCAGAUGCUGUGACUCCCUCUCUCACUGACCCUCCCCUGCUCACACUGUCUCUCUCUCUCUCUCUCUCUCAAAAAUAAAUAAAACAUUUAAAAAAAAAUUAUUGGCCAGGCAGGAGUUCCCACGGGGCUUUCAGUAACUUCUUGGUUUUGCAGUCCGCAGGCAAUGUGUAUUGUCAGUCACCCCCUUGCAGCCUUCUUCCUGUGGUAAAGGGAUCAUUUCAGCUGCCAGCUGUGGAUACAGAACAUCUUAUUAUAGCAUCAUGAGGGAUGCCUUGCCGGUGGUGGUCUCCCUGUCUAAGCGGGACCAUUUUAUGGAGACCAGACACAUAUCAGAGGUUGUGCUGAAAAUGCAUUUGUUGCCGCUUAGGUUGAAUUCUUUCUCAUUUACUCCUUCUUCUGUGCGAGCUGAUGGAUGGUCAACCUAUUCAUCAAAAAAGUACACCCCCCUUCUAUGUGCUGUACUGACUUAACCUUAUCCACCCAAGCCUACGUUUGUAUGUAUCACCAAUAAAGUUGUGUGCUUUGAUUGGCAAA